Molecule: messenger RNA, 1881 nt
Organism: Brassica rapa (field mustard)
Lineage: Eukaryota; Viridiplantae; Streptophyta; Magnoliopsida; Brassicales; Brassicaceae
Product: probable 1-acyl-sn-glycerol-3-phosphate acyltransferase 4
Cellular component (GO): endomembrane system
Molecular function (GO): acyltransferase activity
Source: RefSeq, a predicted model, not a curated record
UCUUACUCGUGUUCUCUGUAGAUUUUGUUAUUGCUUUGUCGUCCAGACAGGUAAGAGAAGUGUGUUUCUCUUUGUUCUGUCUCUAUGGUGUCUUUUUAUCACGUGGGAUCUGAAUUUUCAUUAGUUUUGCGGUAUUCACAAGUGUUUCCCAAUUUGGGAAUGUUUUCUUUGUAUUUCUGUUUUGAAUAGUGAUUGUUAAUACUUAAUUUUGAUUGGAGUCUAUUCAGCUUUUAGAUUCUAAUAAGUAUGUGCUAAAAAGACAACCAUCUAUUUUCCAUCAUUAUUCUCUGAGUUUUGAAAUUGUAAUUAUUGAGAAAUUCCGCGAAUUAUAAACUCGAAAAAAGCAAAAAAGAACUAAAGAGAAAGAAGCUAUUGAAAUAAAUAUCUAGUUUAGGAUUUAUUCGUUGAUCAUGUGAAUGAAUAAUUUCUUUUUACAGUAGUAAGUUUUCAUUUUCACUAAAAGAAGUUUCUCUGAAAAUCUAAAAAGAAUAGUGUAUCAAAGUGAUCUUUGCACAUGAUUGUUGGAGAAGGAACUACUUCUGAUCUCUGCUUCUUUUUCUUUUUGAGCUUAGAAUUAACAUUGUUGCUUCUAUUGGUUUGCUACUCUCUUGUCUGAACUUUAUGUUGGCAUUGAGUUUUUGUUUUGGACUCUUUUUAAAGUUUUAUCUGGAAAAGAUGGAAGUUUGCGGAGACUCUGAUAACUUAAAGAACCGCCACUUGACUCCACUUAGGACUCUGAGGGGUCUCAUCAUCUUACUCAUCUUCCUCUCUACUGCCUUCAUGUUCCUCAUCUACUUCGCACCACCUUUUGCUCUAGCUCUACGCCUUCUCAGCGUCCACCAAUCUAGAAAAUCUAUAUCCUUCAUCUUUGGUCACUGGCUAGCUCUAUGGCCUUACCUCUUCGAAAAAGUCAACGGAACAACAGUAAUUUUCUCCGGAGACACCCUUCCCGUAGAGAAACGUGUUUUGCUAAUAGCAAACCACAGGACAGAGGUGGACUGGAUGUAUCUUUGGAACAUCGCAUUGAGGAAAGGCUGUCUUGGUUACAUCAAGUACGUCCUCAAGAGCAGCUUGAUGAGGCUGCCUAUCUUCGGCUGGGGGUUUCAUGUUCUUGAGUUCAUACCAGUUGAGAGGAAGCGUGAGGUGGACGAGCCUGUUAUGCUUCAAAUGCUUUCAACGUUUAAAGACCCUCGUGAGCCCUUGUGGCUAGCUCUCUUCCCUGAAGGAACUGACUUCACUGAAGAGAAAUGCAAGAGAAGCCAAAAGUUUGCAGCCGAAGCUGGUCUUCCAACGCUAUCAAACGUACUUUUACCGAAGACAAGAGGCUUUAGCGUUUGCUUAGAAGCUCUACAUAACUCUUUGGACGCAGUAUACGAUUUGACCAUCGCAUACAAGCCUCGCUGCCCAUCUUUCAUGGACAAUGUAUUCGGUACUGAUCCUUCAGAAGUUCACAUCCACGUUAAGCGAGUUCUAGCAAAGGAGAUUCCAGCAAGCGAGGCAGGGUCUUCUGCUUGGUUAAUGGAUUCGUUUAAGUCCAAGGACAAGCUGCUAUCUGAUUUCAAUGCUCAGGGGCAGUUCCCAAAUCAAAGACCAGAAGAAGAACUAUCUAUUCUCAAGUGCAUUGCAACAUUUGGAGUGAUAGUAUCUUUGACGGUACUGUUUCUUUAUCUGACCUUGUAUUCACAUAGCUGUUUCAAAGUAUAUGUUGGUCUAAGCUUCACAUAUUUGUCUUUUGCUACUUACUACAAGUUCCGGCCCUCACCAUCUGUUGGCUCUUGUAAAGGAGGUUCUUGUAAAGAAUCAAAAACCCAUUAACUCUGUUGUACAUACAUUUUUUUUCAGACAAGAAUAUACAGGAUGAUAAGAUUUAUUUGACUUGUA